This is a messenger RNA of Bubalus bubalis (water buffalo), 3682 nucleotides long. RefSeq names its product MDM2 binding protein (gene MTBP). The transcript has 23 exons. Gene Ontology annotation, cellular component: kinetochore. Bases 513 to 2867 code for a protein of 784 amino acids. NCBI's taxonomy places the organism in Eukaryota, Metazoa, Chordata, Mammalia, Artiodactyla, Bovidae. The record is from RefSeq and is a predicted model, not a curated record. Gene Ontology annotation, biological process: protein localization to kinetochore; regulation of protein ubiquitination; traversing start control point of mitotic cell cycle.
CGCCUGAGGCGGCCGCGCGCGCUGAGGAAUGGACCGGUACUUGCUCCUCGCGGUCUGGGGCGAGGGAAAGGCGGCGGCGGCGGCGGCGGGCCCGGGGCGUGGGCCCGAGGCCUCGCGCGUCGAGGGCCCCGGGAGGCCGCCGGGUAGCUCUGCCUCCUGUGUUCCAAGUGCGAGUCAGACGGAAGGCAGCAAGAUGGAAAGGGCUCUUACUCGCCUGGAGUAUUCAUCCUAGCAGGAGGAGGCAUUCCACACGUGGAAUAAGUUAAAAAACAAGCCACAGAUACUUAAGAGCAGCAAAUGUUUAUCAUCUCCUGAAAAGAAGCAUUAGUGCUUCAAUUAGUCCAGAAGAUAGUACUUUCCCUGCCUGUUCAGUGGGCGGUAUACCUGGUUCCAGGAAGUGGUUCUUUGCAGUUCAGGCAAUAUGUGGAUUUUAUCAGUUUUGUAGCUCACACUGGGAAGAGAUACAUUUUGGUGCAGAGAAGGAUGACAUCGAAGAUGUUCUUCAAACAAAUAUGGAAGAAUGUUUGAGUGCUGUUGAGUGUUUUGAGGAAGAAGAUAGCAAUAGCAGGGAAUCAUUAUCCUUGGCUGACCUUUAUGAAGAAUCUGCAGAAAGUUUGCAUCAGUUAUCAGACAAGCUUCCUGCUCCUGGUAGAGCAAUGAUAGAUAUAAUACUGUUGCCUUCUGACAAAGAUCCUCCAAAACUGAGAGACUGUUUGCCUGCUGUAGGAGCAUUAAAACAUUUGAAGGAAUGGUAUUCAGCAAAAAUUACUAUAGCAGGAGAUCAUUGUGAAAUAAAUUAUCAGAAAAUUGCAGAAUACCUUUCUGCUAAUACUGUAUCUUUUGAAGAUCUCAGAAAUGCUAUUGAUUCAAAGGAGCUAUGGAGGGGAAAGAUUCAGAUAUGGGAGAGGAAGUUUGGAAGUGAAAUUAGUUUUCCUGAAUUUUGUUUAAAGGGAGUCACACCUAAGAAUUUUAGUACAUCUAAUUUAAAAACUUGCUUUCUUGACAAAAAGAUAAUACCAUCAAAGGAUAAAGAUAUUUUGCCAAAGGUUUUUCAUUAUUACGGCCCUGCUUUAGAAUUUGUGCAGAUGAUAAAAUUAUCAGAUCUACCCUCCUGCUAUAUGUCGGACAUUGAAUUUGAGUUGGGAUUGACAAAAAACAGUACCAAGCAGACCUCCAGGUUGCUGUUGGAGCAGAUUUCUUCCCUGUGUGGCGAGGCUGGUGCUCUGUUUGUGUUGCCGUGCACCAUUGGUAGCAUACUUACUCCUCCUCCCAGCCAGCUCAGUUCAAGAAGAUGGAAGGAAUAUAUGGCUAGAAAGCCUAGGACAAUCGGUGUUCCAGAUGUUGAAGUGAAAGGAGAGAGUUCUAGCUAUUAUCUCUUGUUACAAGGUAAUGGCAGUGGAAAGUGUAAAGCCACAUUGAUUCACUCAGCCAACCAGAUCAAUGGCUCGUUUGCACUCAGUUUAAUUCACGGAAAGAUGAAAGCAACGACAGAAGAAACCAAAUUGAGCUUUCCUCUUGACCUCUUGUCACUCCCAAGUUUCUCCAGGGAGCAGCUUAUACAGAGAGAGAAACAGCUAGCCGGUGUUCAGGCUUUGGCUGUGAAGGAAUGUCUGAAAAGGAGAAAGUUGGCAAAGCAGCGUGAGGUAAUUUCUGUGGAUGAACUCAAAAGUCUGCUAACGUGCACAAGGGAACGCUUUUUAGAUCAUUUUGAUGCUGUUCUUCCUAAAACAAGUCUAAUAAAGACAGACAAAACGUCCAAUAUGUUACAUGAUAACAGUUCACUGGAGCUUACUUCUUCCCACCUAGUGGAGACCAAUCCUCUGGAGUGGCCAGAAAGGCAUGUCCUUCAAAAUUUGGAAACUUGUGAAAAAGCUAAACAAAAAAUGAGAACUGGUUCAUUACCUCGUUCAUCUGAACAAUUGCUGGGCCACAAAGAGGGUCCACGGGAUUCAGUCACAUUAUUGGAUGCUAAAGAAUUGCUUAAAUUCUUUACCUCAGACGGAUUACCAAUUGGAGAUCUUCAGCCUUUACAGAUUCAAAAAGGGCAGAAGACUUUUGUCCUGACACCAGAACUUAGUCCUCGGAAACUUCGUGGUUUACCUUUUGAAAAAGCUUCAGUAUGUCAUUAUCAUGGAAUUGAGUACUGCUUGGAUGACCGGAAGGCGUUAGAGAGAGAUGGGGGAUUUUCAGAGCUGCAAUCCCGUCUUAUUCGUUAUGAGACCCAGACCACCUGUACCAGGGGUAGUUCUCCGGGACCCACCGUGCUCAGCCCUCUUCCAUCUCCUGCGGUUUUGUCAGAGCCCAUGAGUGUUCCUGACGGAGAAGCUCUGCAAAGGGAGCUCCGGACUGACGUCUCCCGAGUGAAAAGGAGAUCAAAAGAUGUGAACUGCCUUUAUCCCCCCAAAAGACUUGUGAGAUCUGGAAGUUCAGAUUCUCUUCUUUCUCAGACAAGUGGCAGUGGUCACCCUCACCACGCAGUCCCUUCCAGAAAGCUGCGUGCAGAGCGGCCGUUACCUGUGACGUGUCCCUCUGCGCUGAGCAGUGAAACUCCCAGAGCCACUGCCAAGGCCGGCUCAGGUCCAAAAGCUGUGCGUGAAUCGGAAACAGCAAGGCCCUCGAAGGAGUCCCGGUCACAGAAGCACACGCGGAUACUGAAAGAAGUAGUUGCUGAAACCCUGAAGAAGCACGGGAUCACGGAGGCUCACGGGUGCUUCCCUGCUUGCAGCCAGCGUCUCUUUGAGAUCUCCAAGUUCUACCUAAAGGAUCUUAAAACUUCAAGGGGUCUAUUUGAAGAAAUGAAGAAAACAACAAACAACAAUGUUGUGCAGGUAAUUGAAUGGGUGUUAGAAAAAGCAAGCAAGAAAUAACAGAAUCAUUCCCUUUGGAUGAUUAUAAAUUGGAUGGAUCUAUUAUAUACCACUUCCUUCCUUAGUUUGAAAAUUACACAUUUCAAACUUUAUUCAAAGAAUUAAUGUUCUAUUUCUAAGGAAUUUCAUAAAUACCCUGUACUUACAUAGUUUUGAAGUUGCUCAGUUAAUGUAAUUUUAGUUUGUAUACUUAUAGUUUUACUAUAUUUUAAUUUUUAAAGUUAACAUUUUUAUGUAUGUUUAAAAAUUUUACUCUUGGUUAUUUAAUUAUUUCAAUAAAUAGAAAAAGAUAUUUCUUUACUUCUUGGUGAACGUCCUUGUUGUUAGGUGUAUUUAAACUGCUGAGUCUAAAGUAAGACGUUGCCAGUGGCUUUUCUCAUGUGUUACAACAGCUUGAUUCAUUGGGUGACCCUUGGUUUAGAAAACACUGGCAAAAACUUCAUACAACAUUAGUCAUGCUCCCUUACUCCUGCCCUGGAGCAACCACUGUUGGAGCUAUUUAUGUUUAUUUGGGAUGAAAAAAGAGCAAAAAUUGUGAAAAUAAGACAUAGUGAAAAUGACUUAAGUACCUACUCCCAGAAAAAAAAAUGUUUUCCCAUGACAGUAAAUUUGGAAAAUGUGGAAAAUACUAAGGAGGAUGGAAAAAAUUCCAAUACUGUUCUGUCUACAGGUAUUUAAUAUUUUUAAACAUUAUAUUUAUGUUUAAAAUUGCGGUCAUAUGUGUGAUAUGUAUGUAUAUUAAUUUAUAGCCUGCUUUUCACUUAACAAUGUGAUAUAACAAUAUGAUUAAAAUGAUUUUUAUAUCAUAUCAUUAA